AUGGCGGCGGGCCCGUGGCUGCUGCUGGCCGCGGUUCUGUGCGCGGCUGCAGAGCCGUCGUGCCCGGCGGGCGCGGAGCGGCGGCUGCUGGAGGAGGUGGCCAAGAAGCAGCUGCUGGAAAAGCUGAGGCUCCGCGAACGACCGCGGCUCGCCCACGCUGUGCCCCGCGCCGCCGUGGCUCGAGCCCUGCGGCGGCUGCAGGCGGGAGGCGCCCGGCGGAGCCCCGGUGUUACCGGCGAGGAGGAGGAGCAGGGCUACGAGAUCAUCAGUUUCGCGGAGACAGAUCUCACAUCUCCCUCCAGUUUGGGGCUGCAAUUCCAGUUCAGCCAGGCGCAGGACCAGGACAUUCGCAUCCUGCAGGCUCAGCUCUGGCUCUACCUGCGAGUGCCCCGGGCCAGCCUCACCCUGAGGAUCUUCCUGGCCGGUGAAGCCGGGGCCGUGACGGGGGGCAAUCGCACUCUGCUGGGGGAGAGGCGGCUGAGCUCGGCGGGCAGCGGCUGGAGCUCCUUCCCCCUCCUGCCGGCCCCGCGGAGCUUCCCCGGGGGGCAGAGCCGGAGCCUGCGGCUGGAACUGGAGAGCCACGGGGAUGGCAGCGAUGUCAUGGCACAGGUCAAUGCCAGCCGGUCCCACCAGCCCUUCCUGGUGACCAAGGUGAAGGUGAGGGAGCCCGAACACCGCGUGGCCAAGCGCAGCCUCCGCUGCAGCCAGAACUCCAACCUGUGCUGCCGCAAGGAUUACUACGUGGACUUCCGCGACAUCGGCUGGAACGACUGGAUCAUCAAGCCCGAGGGCUACCAGAUAAAUUACUGCGUGGGCCAGUGCCCUCUGCACGUGGCAGGCAGCCCUGGCAUGGCCUCUUCCUUCCACACGGCCGUCUUCAACCUCGUCAAAGCCAACAACAUCCAGGCGUCAGGGCAUUCCUGCUGCGUGCCCACGCGGCGCCGGCCGCUCUCCGUCCUCUACUUCGAUCGCAACAGCAAUAUCGUCAAGACUGACAUUCCCGACAUGAUUGUUGAUGCUUGUGGCUGUAGUUAG
Pseudopodoces humilis (Tibetan ground-tit) is the source of this 1035-nucleotide messenger RNA. Its product is annotated as inhibin beta C chain-like. Gene Ontology annotation, molecular function: cytokine activity; growth factor activity. Lineage: Eukaryota; Metazoa; Chordata; Aves; Passeriformes; Paridae. The record is from RefSeq and is a predicted model, not a curated record. Gene Ontology annotation, cellular component: extracellular region.